This is a messenger RNA of Egretta garzetta (little egret), 359 nucleotides long. Its product is annotated as guanine nucleotide-binding protein-like 3-like protein. Bases 40 to 291 code for a protein of 83 amino acids. The transcript has 3 exons. NCBI's taxonomy places the organism in Eukaryota, Metazoa, Chordata, Aves, Pelecaniformes, Ardeidae. The record is from RefSeq and is a predicted model, not a curated record.
GAAGAGGAGGAGAAAUCCAUCGGGGAGGAAGAAACAGCCAUGGAGGAUGAUGAGGGCGACCUGGAGCUCGGGGAGGUGACGGUGGAGCUGAAGCCCCGGGCGAAGACGGGGGGCGGCGGGGAGGAAUCCGUGCCCCGUGCCCCCCGUUUGGAGGAGGUGGCCGCCCUCCCCCCUCUCCUACAGGGCCAGGGGCUCCGGGCUGCUGGCAAACGGAGAAAAAAACUGCAAAAAAGAGCGGAGAAAAUCGCCACGAAGCUUUCGGAGACGCUGGAGGCGGCCAUGCAGUUCUGAGGAUGAGGCAUUGGCGGCUGGGAUUUAAUAUUAUUAUUAUUUUUUUAAGCGUGAAAUGGUUUAAAAAA